GGCUCCCCCCCCCAGUCGGCCUGUUCCCCGGGGCUCCUUAGUGACUUAACCUCCUGCCUGCGCUGUACUAUUCUCUCGCAUGCUGUUGCUUUGCUCCUUCUCUUCUCCCGUCUGUCAUGUCGUCAACGCCAUCGCCCGAGUCGCCUGCAGUUCCCAGCUAACACACCCGAGUCGACAUCACCGAGUCGACAGCGGCCACGACAACUACCACAACCACCACGACCCAACCCAAGACAUGCCCGCGCGCCGCAGCCCUGUCGUGCCCGUCCCCGUUUGACCUGUCAGACUCCAACUCGCUGCCUCUCCGAAUCCCGACUCUUCCGAGCCACCGGUUCGACCCUGCUGUUCGACCAUGCCCGACAAGUCGGCCACCGUCGUGUCGUACGCCGCCGGUGCAUCGCUUGCUGCCGCUGCUCUCAUCUACGUCUUUGCUCCAAACUUUUCCAUCGAUCACGACGCCACUAGCUCCCGCAAGAAGUCCAUUGUCGGCCUGCGCAACCAGGCCAAUGACUGCUUCAUCAACUCGGUCCUCCAGGCCCUCGCCGGUCUCGGAGAGCUGCGCGUCUACCUGAUCCGCGAGACGCACCGCCGCCGCAUCGAAGACCCCGCCGUCUACGCCAGUCUUGUUCAACCCGAGGGCAAGCAAGUGGCCCAGUGGAAGCUGCAGGGCCUGCAGGAAGGCCUAGUGACACAGGGCUUGAAGGAGAUGCUCGAUGCGCUUAACGAGCGCCCCAUCUACAAGAAGGCUAUUUCACCCUUUCAGUUUGUCAAGGUCCUCGAGGUUGCCUUUAAGCAACGCAUCAGCCGCCAGCAACAGGAUGCGCAAGAGUUCUUGCAAAUCGUUGCUGAGCGCCUCAAGGACGAGUAUCAUGCUGGCCAGAGAGCCCGUCUCCAUGCGCGGAGACGCGGCCUAACGGAAAGCUCGGAGAACCUUGCUAAGCCCGCCGAUGAACAUGUCAACGGCAACGGCUCUGCUUCCGAGACCCCAUCCGAUCAAGAGGCCGAAGACGGCACCGAUAUCUCGGCCAUUGAGCCAUCCACGGACACCAAGAUCCCUCAGAUCCAAUCAAAUGGCGGCCUUGGCCCAUUGCCUCUUGAGCUUGAGGAAGGCUUUCCUAUGGAAGGCAAAUACGAAUCGCAUCUAGAAUGCCAGACUUGCCGAUACAAGACAAAGCCGAGAGAGGAGACAUUUUGUACCAUCACAUUGGCCGUCCCUCAGGUUUCGUCCACUACUCUCAAUGCCUGUUUUGAUGGAAUCUUUAAGACUGAAUACAUUGACGACUUCAAGUGUGAAAUGUGCCGGCUUCUGCAAACAAAGGCCAACUUGGAACACGACCUGGCCAAGUCGACUUCAGAGACCUUCAAGGCGCAGGCGCAAGAAAGUCUGCAGAAGCUCCAGUUCGCCAUCGACACAGACCCCGAACACCCUCCCGAGGACGUGGAUCUGGGAGACAUGCGCUAUGCGCCGAAGAGGAAAAUUGCAAAGACUACGCGGAUGUCCAUCUUUCCCAAGAUCUUGGCCAUUCACCUCUCGCGAUCCAUUUACGACGCAGGACAAAUGACACAGAAGAACUCGGCCAAGGUUGCCUUCCCUGAAACGCUGCCGCUCGGUGGCUUGAUGGACCAGAAGAAGUACAAGCUCCUAGGAACAGUCACGCACCGCGGUGGACACAAUAGCGGCCACUACGAGGCCUUCAGGCGACAGAACCUCGCUGCUCCAUUCUCCAAUCCAAACACGUUCCACCCCUCCGAAGUUUACAGCAAAACACCCACUCCUAUAUCCACCCCUGAGAUCUCUGCCCGCGUCAUCGACAGUCCAGCGAUAUCAACCCCCGAUCUCUUGUCCGCAUCCUCGGGGAACAACUCGUCGACUCCGUCGCUGGACUCGUUGCCGGUGCCACCUAGGAGCGUGCCCUCGGAUAGAAAUAGGUCCUCGAGUCUGUCAACUUCCAAGGAAAAAGACGGCGAAACCAGCAGUCUCCGCUCGGUUGCGGCAUCCACCAAAUCUGCUCUUUCCAGGUUAACAUCACCCAAGCCAGCACAAGAGGCUAGAUACCCUCAACCUCCUGCGUCAUCUGGCAUGGGGAAGCGAGCGAAGAGGAGAAAGGGAAUGACAGACAAAUGGUGGCGAGUAAACGACGAGAAGGUCCGCGAGGCCAAGACCAGCGAGGUGCUGGGGAUGCAAAGAGAGGUAUACCUGUUGUUUUACGAGCUUGAUAAGGAGUCAUAGGCGGACUCUGACUCAGUUGAUUUCUGUCUUACAGGAGCCUGCGUGGCGUUAUGAACUAGGGCGCCCUCUGUGGCGUCAUCUGUGCUAUAGUGGACUAACCCCCUUCAUUCUUCUUUCUUGAUUUGCAUGGGUUGGCGUUUUCGAAAACUCGAUGGGUUGCUCAGGCUUUAGAUUCGGGUUCUCGGGCUAUUCAUAAGCAAGGGGGUGUUCAAGACAGGAUAGGCUAUACGCAUUUACAGCGGGUUAGACAUAGCCAAGCACCACUAGGAAAGGCUUCAGUAGAAAUACACGGGAUCUGGAUCUUGAGUAAGUCGCAUCAUUUGAGGCCGUCGUUGUGCAGGUGCUGGCGACUCAUUUCGAGUUGUAUCUGUGGAAGGAACCUAGGCAACGACUAUAUGGCCUCAGGCAGCCAGGAACUCAUAUAUACUUAUAUACACCCACUUACCUCGUCAUCCAUAACAUCACAAUGCAGAC
Molecule: messenger RNA, 2704 nt
Organism: Ilyonectria robusta
Lineage: Eukaryota; Fungi; Ascomycota; Sordariomycetes; Hypocreales; Nectriaceae
Exons: 1
Coding region: 353-2230 (625 amino acids)
Biological process (GO): protein deubiquitination
Cellular component (GO): nucleus; cytosol
Molecular function (GO): cysteine-type deubiquitinase activity; cysteine-type endopeptidase activity
Source: RefSeq, a predicted model, not a curated record